AUGGCGGACCCCGAGGGCACAGCUGAGGGGCCGUUAGUGGGCGCGGUGGUGCAGGGAACCAAUUCUACUCGCUUUCUGGUCUUCUGUGCAAAAACAGCAGAGCUGGUGAGCUUCCACAAGGUGGAGUUAGCCCAGGAGUGCCCGCAGGAAGGAUGGGUGGAGCAAGACCCCAAGGGCAUCCUCCAGUCUGUCUACGAAUGUAUCGAGAAAACGUGCGAGAAGCUGGGCGAACCCAACCGGAUCAAGGCCAUCGGGAUCAGCAAUCAGAGGGAGACCACCGUGGUCUGGGACAAGUUCUCCGGGGAGCCGCUGUACAAUGCCAUCCUCUGGCUUGACCUGAGAACCCAGAACACGGUCCAGACUCUCGGGAGAAGAAUCCCGGGCAACAACAACUUCGUCAGGUCCAAGACGGGCCUGCCCCUGAGCACCAACUUCAGCGCGGUGAAGCUCCGCUGGCUGAUGGACAACGUGGAAGAGGUGCAGAGCGCGAUCGAGGAAGAACGAGCCUUUUUCGGCACCGUCGACUCGUGGCUCAUCUGGAACUUGACGGGCGGGGCCAACGGAGGCGUGCACUGCACCGACGUGACCAACGCCAGCAGAACGAUGCUUUUCAACAUCCACACCCUGGCCUGGGACAAGCAGCUCUGCAAUUUCUUCGAAAUCCCCAUGCACAUUCUCCCCAGCGCCUGCAGCUCUUCCGAGAUCUACGGCCUGAUCAAGGGCGGCGCCCUGGAUGGGGUGCCCAUCUCCGGGUGCCUGGGGGACCAGUCCGCCGCGCUAGUGGGACAGAUGUGCUUCGAGGAAGGACAGGCCAAGAACACGUACGGCACGGGCUGCUUCUUGCUGUGUAACACGGGUCAGAAGUGUGUCUUUUCGGAGCACGGCCUCCUGACAACUGUGGGUUACAAACUCGGCAAAGAAAAGCCCGUCUUCUAUGCCUUGGAGGGGUCCGUGGCGAUCGCCGGCGCUCUGGUUCGAUGGUUCAAGGACAAUCUUGGAAUUAUCAAGGCCCCGGAGGAAAUCGAUGUGCUUGCCACCAAGGCAGGCACGUCUUACGGCUGCUACUUCGUCCCGGCCUUUGCGGGGUUAUACGCGCCCUACUGGGAGUCCAGCGCGAGAGGGAUCCUCUGCGGGCUCACUCAGUUCACCAAUAAGAACCACAUCGCCUUCGCGGCCUUAGAAGCCGUCUGUUUCCAAACCCGAGAGAUCGUGGAUGCCAUGAACCACGACUACGGCACGCCACUCACGCAUCUGCGGGCGGAUGGAGGCAUGACCAAAAGCAACGUCCUGAUGCAGCUGCAAGCAGACAUCCUCCAUAUCCCGGUCCUCAAGUCCUGCAUGCCCGAAACCACGGCGCUGGGGGCUGCCCUGGCAGCAGGAGCUGCAGAAGGAGUGAAUGUCUGGAGUCUGAAACCAGACGAAUUAACGCCCUUGGAGGUGGAAGAGAUCGAACCGCAGAUCCAGGUCGAAGACAGCAACGCUCGUUUCAGCACCUGGAAGAAAGCUGUGCAGAAGUCGAUGGGCUGGGUCACGCCUCCACUUCCUGAAGGUGGUGACGGUUCUGUCUUCUCUAGUUUGCCCUUGGGGUUUUUUAUAGUGAGUAGCAUGAUAAUGUUAAUCGGAGCAAGAUACGCCAUGAGUUUGUGA
Messenger RNA from Sorex fumeus (smoky shrew), 1647 nucleotides. It is a transcript of the gene GK2, whose product is annotated as glycerol kinase 2. The transcript has a single exon. NCBI's taxonomy places the organism in Eukaryota, Metazoa, Chordata, Mammalia, Eulipotyphla, Soricidae. Gene Ontology annotation, cellular component: mitochondrion. The record is from RefSeq and is a predicted model, not a curated record. The coding region runs from base 1 to 1647 and encodes 548 amino acids. Gene Ontology annotation, molecular function: glycerol kinase activity. Gene Ontology annotation, biological process: glycerol-3-phosphate biosynthetic process; glycerol metabolic process; triglyceride metabolic process.